Molecule: messenger RNA, 879 nt
Organism: Ostertagia ostertagi
Lineage: Eukaryota; Metazoa; Nematoda; Chromadorea; Rhabditida; Trichostrongylidae
Source: the annotation of a GenBank genome assembly
AUGUCAGGACCUUACGGACAACCUGGCUACAACCCCCAGUACCAGAAUCCAUAUCCAGCAGGAGGACCUCCUCCACCUGGUUGGAGUCAAGGACAGCAGCAACAAGGAUUCAUGCCUCCACCGAUGCCGCAUCCAACUAUGAUGGGUAUGGGAGGUAACCCACAUUAUGCUGAGGGUGGUGAACCCGACAAGUAUAACCUUCAGUUCAGUGAUCGAACAAUCCGUGCGGCAUUUGUGCGCAAGGUGUUUUUCAUGGUGGCAAUUAUGCUCGGUGUGGUAGCAAUAAUGACCGCGAUUCCGUUCCUGAAUAACGAUACGAGGUUGUUUGUGGCAAGAAAUAUGGGAAUGUACUGGGCCGCAUAUGGAGUCUUCUUCGCAGUAUAUCUGGCGUUGAUGUGCUGUGAGUCAGUGAGACGGUCCUUCCCAGCAAAUAUCAUUCUAACAGCUGUUUUCACGUUGGCUGUCGGGUAUAUGACGAUGAUGAUUACUGCGCAUCACAAUAUCGUGUCAGUGCUGCUCACGCUUAUCAUCUGUACAGUUUGCUGUGGAUCGAUCAUCAUUUUCUCGAUGCAGACCAAAUACGAUCUGACGAAUAUGAUGGGAAUUAUGUUCAUCCUGUCGAUGUGUCUGAUGGUAUUCGGAUUGGUGGCGAUCAUCUCGGCGAUCUUUUUCAAAGUAAAGUUCAUAUACAUGGUAUAUGCUGCACUGGCCUCGCUUCUCUUCAUGUUUUAUUUGGCCAUCGAUGUACAGUUGUUAAUGGGCGGACGCAAAUACGAGAUUUCUCCAGAAGAUCACAUUUUCGCGGCAGUUCAGAUCUUCCUUGACAUCGUGUACAUCUUCUGGAUGUUACUCUCCCUGUUCGGAUCCAGCAACAAUUAA